This is a messenger RNA of Mandrillus leucophaeus (drill), 926 nucleotides long. RefSeq names its product sperm acrosome associated 4 (gene SPACA4). The transcript has a single exon. Lineage: Eukaryota; Metazoa; Chordata; Mammalia; Primates; Cercopithecidae. The record is from RefSeq and is a predicted model, not a curated record. Bases 232 to 615 code for a protein of 127 amino acids.
UUCACAGACUCGUGUCAGAGAGCAGCCACCAGCUCACCUCCAUCCCCAGGACUUAGAGGGACACAGGGCAUUGGGAACAGAGGACACUCCAGGCGCUGACCCUGGGAGGCCAGGACCAGGGCCAAAGUCCCGCGGGCAGGAGGAGUCCUCGGAGGUCCUUCAUUCAGCAGUUCCGGGAGGUCUAGGAAGCCCACGGCCUGGCUGGGGCAGCGUCAACGCCGCCAGGCCGCCAUGGUCCUGUGCUGGCUGCUGCUUCUGGUGAUGGCUCUGCCCCCAGGCACGACGGGCGUCAAGGACUGCAUCUUCUGUGAGCUCACCGACUCCACGCAGUGUCCCGGCACCUCCAUGCGCUGUGGUGAUGACGAGGACUGCUUCACAGGCCGGGGGAUCGCCCCAGGCACCGGUCCGGUCAUCAACAAAGGCUGCCUGCGAGCCACCAGCUGCGGCCGGGAGGAACCCGUCAGCUACAGGGGCGUCACCUACAGCCUCACCACCACCUGCUGCAGCGGCCGCCUGUGUAACAGAGCUCUGGGCUCCUCGAGCAGCCAGACGGUGGGGGCCACCACCAGCCUGGCACUGGGGCUGGGUAUGCUGCUCCCUUCACGUUUACUGUGACCAACAGGGAGGACGAGGCCUGGGACUGUUCUCCCAGAUCUGCCACUCCUCACGUCCCCGUCUCCUUCUCCCACUAAAUGGCCAGAGAGGCCCUGGACAACCUCUUGCGGCCCUGGCUUCAUCCCUUCUAAGGCUGUCCACCAGGAGCCCGGUGCUCAGGGAAGCACCCCCAGGCCUGAUUGAGCAGCAGGGGAGCACGGCCUGUGGGUUUGAUUGUACUACUGUAUUCCACCGGUUCUAAGAUGCAGAGCUUCUCACGUUUUAAUCACGAUGCUUCUCUCCAUUGGUGGCACCUUAGAGUCCAUGAAAUA